This is a messenger RNA of Sclerotinia sclerotiorum 1980 UF-70, 996 nucleotides long. RefSeq lists its product as hypothetical. The coding region runs from base 1 to 996 and encodes 331 amino acids. The record is from RefSeq and is a predicted model, not a curated record. The transcript has a single exon. NCBI's taxonomy places the organism in Eukaryota, Fungi, Ascomycota, Leotiomycetes, Helotiales, Sclerotiniaceae.
AUGGGUUCCUUCUCUCAUCAAUCCUUCUCUCAAUCUUCCCCCGUUCUUGCCAUGACACCGCAACUACCGCCUCAGCCUUCUUUCAACAGACCAUCUUUUACUUCACCUUUCGUAAAAGCACCUCUGUCAUCAACACCUCAGAGUUCUUGGCUCACUCCGACGUCCGCACCUCAAUCAGCUGCAGGUCGCAAACGUUCACGCGACGAGGCUGAUUUUGAAGACGAGGAAUAUUUUUCACAGGCACCCGUCGAGCCAGUAAUCGCCGAGAACGAAGAUGAAUGGGAAUAUGGACCAGGAAUGACACUUAUCAAACCAAGCAAAGGCUACAUCUUAUCUGCAGACAGUCAAACUGGUACAUGGUUGGAAGAGGAAGAAGCCGAGAAAAAGGCACAAGCAGCAUUACGCGCGGCCAGCCCAGAAAGACCAAUACUACGUUCGGCAAAGAGUCAAAGAAUUGACCUAGGCUCCACACCGUCGAUGACCGAAGAGACAAAGGUUACAAGUAGUGUACUCUCAACACCACUUCAAGCUGGAGGUAUUGGCCCCGUCCAACCUUCAAUCGAUGAGUACACUCGACACCUAGGUAUCGGUUGGUCAAAGAUAAGCGCCGACGAAGAUAUCCAAGCUGCGGUUCGUGGCUGGACAAAAUAUAUCGAGAACCACUAUCCUGUCAACAAUGCGAUCAUUCGAUUGCAAAGUAGAGGUCUAGCUAGCUAUCUCGUGGAAGCCCAAGAAGGCUACUUCUUAUUCGGAGAUGACCUCAAACAAGGAAGGUUGGUGAGCACCAGCUUGGAGAAGACUUUUGAAAACCUCCGGGGGCCAGUUCCCAUAUUUGAGGGUGAUAUGGUGAUUGAGGCUAGCGAAACCCCAAAGGCUAGCAGCCCAGUUAUCAAUGCCAUGACAAAUGCACACGUUGAAGAAAUGAUGAUGACGGAUGAAAAUUCUACGACUGAUCUCCCAAACCAUGCUGUGGAGGUUGAGAUGGAUAUGAGUUAA